ACUCUUGAUUCUAACAUGUCUCAACUUAAACCAAUUUCAUUGUUGGUCAUAAUGGUUGCUUGUAUAUCAAGCACCCUAGUAAUGGCUCAAAAUUGUGGGUGUGGUGCUGGUUAUUGCUGUAGCCAAUAUGGAUAUUGCGGAACCACAGCACUCUACUGCGGGGCAGGAUGCCAACAAGGGCAUUGUUAUUCGUCUACACCAUCCCCAAGUGGGAGCGGUAGUACUGUUUCAGUCCCAAGUUUGGUGACUGAUGCUUUUAUUAAUGAUAUUAAAAGCCAAGGAGGUUCGGGAUGUGCAGGUACAAAAUUCUACACAAGGUCGGCUUUCUUGAGUGCCCUCAAUGCUUAUUCUAAUUUUGGUACGGGUGGAUCCUCUGACGUUACUAAGCGUGAAGUUGCUGCUUUCUUUGCUCAUGUUACUCAUGAAACUGGACAUUUUUGCUACAUAGAAGAGAUUGCAAAAUCAACAUAUUGUGAAGCAAGCGCACAAUGGCCAUGCAACCCGAAUAAGCAAUACUACGGACGAGGACCAAUUCAACUAACAUGGAACUAUAACUACGGAGCAGCUGGUAAAAGUCUUAAUUUCGAUGGUAUAAAUUCACCAGAAAGAGUUGCAAACGAUCCUGUUUUAUCCUUUAAGACAGCCUUCUGGUUUUGGAUGAACAAUUGCCACAAUCUCAUUGUCUCGGGCCAAGGAUUCGGGGCCACCAUUCGGGCUGUAAAUGGAAUCGAAUGUAAUGGUGGUAAUUCCCCUGCUGUUAAUGCUCGUGUGAGAUAUUAUCAGCAGUAUUGUAGCCAAUUUGGUGUUUCUCCCGGCCCUAAUCUUUAUUGCAAGUCAAUCAAAUGGCUUGCUAUUCUACUUAUUAUCAGUCUAUGAAAGGGUCAUAAGUCA
This is a messenger RNA of Amaranthus tricolor (Joseph's coat), 891 nucleotides long. Its product is annotated as chitinase 4-like. The record is from RefSeq and is a predicted model, not a curated record. Lineage: Eukaryota; Viridiplantae; Streptophyta; Magnoliopsida; Caryophyllales; Amaranthaceae. The transcript is spliced from 2 exons. The coding region runs from base 16 to 876 and encodes 286 amino acids. Gene Ontology annotation, biological process: chitin catabolic process; carbohydrate metabolic process; cell wall macromolecule catabolic process. Gene Ontology annotation, molecular function: chitinase activity; chitin binding.